Manis pentadactyla (Chinese pangolin) is the source of this 2623-nucleotide messenger RNA. It is a transcript of the gene PBK, whose product is annotated as PDZ binding kinase. Gene Ontology annotation, molecular function: ATP binding; protein serine/threonine kinase activity. NCBI's taxonomy places the organism in Eukaryota, Metazoa, Chordata, Mammalia, Pholidota, Manidae. The coding region runs from base 150 to 1160 and encodes 336 amino acids. The record is from RefSeq and is a predicted model, not a curated record. The transcript has 8 exons. Gene Ontology annotation, biological process: protein phosphorylation.
UUUUGAAAACGGAAGGGAUUCAAAACGCAACGACUGCCUGCGAGGUGCUGUGUUGCCCGGUGGGACGCCGAGGCAGCAGCGGAGCCCUGUCGGGGGCGCUCGGAACCGGUUUCCAGGCCUGGACCUCCCGCCCCGCGGCUCCGGACCUAAUGGAAGGUCACCUAAUGGAAGGACCUAGACCUUCCAUUAUUACGGUGGAAGAAGUCAGUAAUUUCAAGACACCAACUAAAUUAUCUGAAAAAAAGAAACCUGCAUUAUGUUCAAAUCCAUGUAUAAAUAUUCCUGCCUCUCCAUUCAUGCAGAAGCUUGGCUUUGGUACUGGGGUCAGUGUCUACCUUAUGAAAAGAUCUCCAAGAGGUUUGUCUCAUUCUCCUUGGGCUGUGAAGAAGAUUAAUCUUAGAUGUGAUGAUCAUUAUCAAAGUAUAUAUCAAAAGAGACUAACCAGUGAAGCUAAGAUUUUGAAAGACCUUCAUCAUCCGAACAUUGUAGGCUAUCGUGCUUUCACUGAAGCCAGUGAUGGUAGUCUGUGCCUUGCUAUGGAAUAUGGAGGUGAAAAGUCUCUAAAUGACUUAAUAGAAGAACAGUAUAAAAAGAGCCAAGAUCCUUUUCCAGCAGCCAUCAUUUUUAAAGUUGCUUUGAAUAUGGCAAGAGGGUUAAAGUAUCUGCACCAAGAAAAGAAACUGCUUCAUGGAGACAUAAAAUCUUCCAAUGUUGUAAUUAAAGGUGACUUUGAAACUAUUAAAAUCUGUGAUGUAGGAGUCUCUCUACCAUUGGAUGAAAAUAUGACUGUGACUGACCCUGAGGCCUGCUACAUUGGCACUGAGCCUUGGAAACCCAAGGAAGCUUUGGAAGAGAAUGGCAUUAUUACUGACAAGGCCGACAUAUUUGCCUUUGGCCUUACUCUGUGGGAAAUGAUGACUUUAUCUAUUCCACACAUUAAUCUUCUAGAUGGUGAUGGUGAAGAUGAAACUUUCGAUGAAAGUGACUUUGAUGAUGAAGCAUAUUAUGCAGCUUUGGGAACUAGGCCACCUAUUAAUAUGGAAGACCUGGAUGAAACGUACCAGAAAGUGAUCGAGCUCUUCUCUGUGUGCACAAAUGAAGCUCCUAAAGAUCGUCCUUCUGCUGCACAGAUUGUGGAAACUUUGGAAACAGAUGUCUAGUAAUAACCUCAUGUUCAUGACCACCUGAGCUUCAAGUAUGGCUCAUGUAUAUAACUGCUCUGUUUACUGUAAUACAUCUAUAUAGUUACUACGAUCUGUAAUUCAACAUUUUGGUAGUGGCCUAUUUUAGGACCAUACCAGCUGUUAACAUUUGAACAACUUUCUGAUAUAAAGGUAUUUCAUGUAUGCUUAUGAUAGGCAUUUGAGAGUAUAGUGGGUUUUCUAUAAAGUUUAAGAAAUGAGCUACUCAGUAUUUGAACUUGUUCAUACAGAUUUGACACUAGCAAUAAAAUGCUAUAGUGUUUAUCUAAUUUAAUUUGUUUAUCUAAUGUUAAUUUGGAUUAAGUGACCAUUACUUUUAUUAAUGAUCUUUCUCAGAUAUUCUCUAUUUUAAUGGAUCUGCUGAAAUCUUUGUGCAGUACAGAAUGAGUCUACAUUUGCUUCACUUUUGCUGGCCUUUCUUGGCAUGUGCUUGUUGUCACUGCAAGCUGAGAGACUGUGGCUCAAAGGAUAGCUCCACAUAUUUUCAGCCAAGGCAUGUCUUGUUCUCUUGGAUCUCCCUAGAUCUUUGGUUUUUGCUUGAAUUUAUCAAAUAUAUUUUCUGUACUGAUCCUUUUUAUUUACUAAUCUAUCUUAAGUAUUUCAAAGUUCUGGUGUAAAAAUGAUAAAACUCUUAUAAUAUAGAAUAAAGGACACUUUAGUUACCAGAAAGCAUAUUAUCUUAUUUUACACUCCUCUGAUUCAAACGUCAGUAAACUUACUGAGUGAAUGUGAUAGGUUUGUUUCCUCUUGCCUUUAUUUUGUUAAUCUGUUAAAUGAGGGUGCUUUGUGUCAGUAGUGUCCAUCUGUGAGCCACAGCCCCACUGAGGAUUUUCACUUACUGAAUUGUGCUUGUGAAGCUCAAUGGUCUACCCAGACUUCACUGCAGAAUUUAAAAAUAACUGUCACAUGGGAGAUCUUAGAAAGGUUAGGAACUAUGGCACUCUGAACUUUAAACAAUUCUAGAAUUCACUGGAGGGGUCCUUUUAGUAUGAGAUUGUACCAAGCAAUAGUAUACAGAUCAUUAAUGAGAUAUUUUCAUCAAAAUAUUAAAUUGACAAGAAAAUAAAUUGAAAGUUGACUUAAUUUAUGGAGAAAUCACUUAAAAUAGUACCCCCAAAAGAGCCUCCUCUCCUUUGUUCUAGGGACAUGCAUGUGGUGUUGCCAUAGCUUAUCCUGAAUUGCAAUUCUCUGCAGUUCCUGAAUAAAUCCAUUAUGCUGGUAAAAAAACUGACAGCUUUAUUUUUAAGGUUAACAUUACAGAGAGCAUGUACUACUUUUAUAACCACAAAGAAUAAAAAGAAAAGCAGCACAUUCAGUUGUAUAAUAAGCAGGAUAUUGAUGUUUAAUUGGUUCAUUAUAAAAGCAUUGAACAAACAAAAUAAUGUUAACAAAUUUUAAAUAAAAUAGUUAAAGACAGCAAU